Molecule: messenger RNA, 421 nt
Organism: Wyeomyia smithii (pitcher-plant mosquito)
Lineage: Eukaryota; Metazoa; Arthropoda; Insecta; Diptera; Culicidae
Exons: 2
Coding region: 39-404 (121 amino acids)
Source: RefSeq, a predicted model, not a curated record
AGUGUCGAAGCAACGAACCAUCGCCGAGGAGUAUAAUAAUGAAGAUGUUCAUCGUAUUGCUGGUGGCCGCGUUAGCGGUAUCUACUCACGGAGUUUACGUUCCCGCUGCGUUGCCGACCUAUGCUGCCGGUUGGAACUCCUGGAAUGGAGCUGCCUCGUACCCUCACGCCUCUUUAUUGCAAGGAGUCCCGUAUCCGUUGCAAAACGAGUGGAAUGGAGGCAAUUCUUAUGGAAUAGAUGCCAACCCCUGGGGAUUACCAUGGGGAACUUACGGUGCCGGACCGUAUGGUUGGGGUCAACAGAACAUUGCCAACACGUUGGUGCCUGUAGCGCAACCGUUCGCCUUGGCAGCGGGACCUGGCUUUAUUGCCCCGGUUUCUUUUAGAAAGACAUCAAUUUUGUAGUUUUUUUUUCACUUUUG